Messenger RNA from Emys orbicularis (European pond turtle), 1038 nucleotides. RefSeq names its product septin 3 (gene SEPTIN3). The record is from RefSeq and is a predicted model, not a curated record. Bases 25 to 1038 code for a protein of 337 amino acids. Gene Ontology annotation, biological process: cytoskeleton-dependent cytokinesis; intracellular protein localization. Lineage: Eukaryota; Metazoa; Chordata; Testudines; Emydidae. Gene Ontology annotation, molecular function: GTP binding; molecular adaptor activity; GTPase activity. Gene Ontology annotation, cellular component: microtubule cytoskeleton; cell division site; septin complex. The transcript is spliced from 9 exons.
GCAGACAACAAGACUGAGGCAGCUAUGUCUGAGCUGGUGCCGGAGCCCCGGCAAAAACCAGCAGUGCCAAUGAAACCUGUUGGCAUUAACUCCAACCUGCUGGGCUACAUUGGGAUCGACACCAUCAUUGAGCAGAUGCGCAAGAAGACCAUGAAGACGGGCUUUGACUUCAACAUCAUGGUUGUAGGUCAAAGUGGGCUGGGGAAAUCAACACUGGUGAACACCCUCUUCAAAUCCCAAGUUAGCCGCAAGUCUUCAGGCUGGAACCGUGAGGAGAAGAUCCCUAAGACAGUGGAGAUCAAGGCCAUUGGGCAUGUCAUUGAAGAAGGUGGUGUCAAGAUGAAACUGACGGUAAUUGACACCCCAGGGUUUGGUGACCAGAUCAACAAUGAGAAUUGCUGGGAGCCCAUUGAGAAAUACAUCAAUGAGCAAUAUGAAAAAUUCCUGAAAGAGGAAGUGAAUAUUGCAAGGAAAAAACGAAUCCCAGACACGAGAGUCCACUGCUGCCUCUACUUCAUCUCCCCCACGGGUCACUCCUUGCGACCCCUGGACCUAGAGUUCAUGAAACAUCUCAGCAAAGUAGUAAACAUCAUCCCUGUUAUCGCCAAGGCAGACACCAUGACCCUGGAAGAGAAGACUGAGUUCAAACAAAGGGUGCGCAAAGAACUGGAGGUGAAUGGGAUCGAGUUUUACCCCCAGAAAGAGUUUGAUGAGGACCUGGAGGAUAAAACAGAGAAUGACAAAAUCAGGCAGGAAAGCAUGCCGUUUGCAGUGGUGGGCAGCGACAAGGAAUACCAAGUAAAUGGCAAAAGAAUCCUGGGCAGGAAAACUCCCUGGGGCGUCAUUGAAGUGGAAAACCUCAAUCACUGUGAAUUUGCCCUACUUCGAGACUUUGUCAUCAGGACCCACCUCCAAGACCUAAAAGAAGUGACGCACAACAUCCACUAUGAGACCUACAGGGCCAAGCGGCUGAAUGACAACGGGGGGCUCCCCCCGGUGACCGCCGAGACAGAGGAGAACCACGAAAGUAAUCUGUGA